Messenger RNA from Ahaetulla prasina, 4387 nucleotides. RefSeq names its product solute carrier family 4 member 4 (gene SLC4A4). The coding region runs from base 961 to 4161 and encodes 1066 amino acids. The record is from RefSeq and is a predicted model, not a curated record. Gene Ontology annotation, cellular component: plasma membrane; basolateral plasma membrane. NCBI's taxonomy places the organism in Eukaryota, Metazoa, Chordata, Lepidosauria, Squamata, Colubridae. Gene Ontology annotation, biological process: bicarbonate transport; transmembrane transport; monoatomic anion transport. The transcript has 26 exons. Gene Ontology annotation, molecular function: sodium:bicarbonate symporter activity; monoatomic anion transmembrane transporter activity; solute:inorganic anion antiporter activity.
CCGCAGCGCCCGGCCGCGGCUUUAAACCUCGCACCGGGGAGGGGAAAGUUGAGGUGUGUGGGGGGGGAGGACACUUUUGCUCAGCCGCCUCCCCGGGACGAGGCUUUUUUUCCCCCAAUCUCCACGCCGCCGGCUAUCGCCGGAGGGAGUAUAAAGCAGCUCCCGGGGGCAGCGGGGAAAUAAAUUAAAUAAAAAAAAAAAGUGGGGCUGGCCCCGCCGACACCUCGCACGGACCCCCACUCCGGAGCUGGGAGAAAGCCGGCGAGGCGCUCGCUCGCCCGUCAGCCGGUCAACGACCUAACUAAGCCAACCGAGCCAAGGAACCCGACCCGCGCGCCUUCGCUGCGCUUUGGCCGAGCCCGGCCUCUCGGCUUGAGGAGGCGGGGGUCCUCAGCCCCUCAAGAGGGUCGCGUGAGGAGAAAAAGGAGGAGGAGGAAGAGGAAGAAAGUCGUCUAGUGGGGGAAGCCGCCUCGAGCUCGCUUCCCUCGGCUCCCCUCAGCCUGCCUGCCCGGAUUUCCGAAAAGUUGCCAAGAAGCGACAGAGAGUGAGGGGGGAAAGAAAGAAAGGAAGGAAGGAAAGAAAGAAAGAAAGAAAGAAAGAAAGAAAGAAAGAAAGAAAAAGAAAGAAAGAAAGAAAGAAAGAAGGAAGGAAGGAAGGAAGGAAGGAAGGAAGGAAGGAAAGAGUUAGCGAAGAAGAAGAAGAAGAAGAGCCCGGCUUCGGCUUUGCCCUCGUGCCGGACCGCCUCCUCGCCCCCCCGCGGCGUCCUCGGACUCUCGGCUUGAGGAAGGGUCUCUCCCCCCCCCGCGCGCGCGCUCCCUCAGCCCCUCAAGAGGGUCGCGUGAGGAGAAAAAAGGAGGAAGAAGAAGAGGAAGAGGAGGAGGAGGAAAGCCGUCGCCUUCGCCGCCGCCGCUCCGAACAACCGCCAAGCUGGACGACCGGCGGAAAAGCGAGCUCAGGAGGAUGGAAGAUGAAGCUGUGCUGGACAGAGGGGCUUCUUUCCUGAAGCACGUCUGCGACGAUGAGGAAGUAGAAGGUCACCAUACGGUCUAUAUUGGGGUUCACGUUCCUAAGAGUUAUCGGAGAAGAAGGCACCACAGAAGGAGGCCGAAGGAAAGGAAAGAAAAGGAGAAAACCACUGAAUCAGAUGUGGAAAAUAUUGAUGAGGUCGGCGGGCACAUCCUCAAGCCACUGAUCUCUCCCGCCGCCGAACGCAUCCGUUUCAUCUUGGGGGAAGACGAUGACAGCCCUGCACCGCCACAGCUGUUCACAGAACUGGAUGAACUUCUACCUGCGGAUGGACAAGAGCUGGAAUGGAAGGAAACAGCCAGGUGGAUAAAAUUUGAAGAGAAAGUUGAGCAAGGAGGAGAGAGAUGGAGUAAACCCCACGUUGCCACGUUGUCUCUUCACAGUUUGUUUGAACUGAGGACAUGUAUAGAGAAAGGCUCUAUUCUACUGGAUCUGGAGGCCUCAACACUCCCUCAAGUCGUAGAGAUGGUUGUGGAGAACCAGAUCGACACUGGCCUGCUAAAGCAAGACAUGAAGGACAAAGUCAUCUACACGCUGCUCAGGAAACAUCGGCACCAGACCAAAAAAUCCAACCUCCGAUCGUUGGCCGACAUUGGAAAGACCGUCUCCAGUGCAAGUAGGAUGUUAACCAACCCUGAUAAUGGUAGUCCAGCCUUGACACCCAGAAACCUGACGUCCUCUAGUUUGAACGACAUCUCUGACAAACCUGACAAGGAGCAGCUGAAGAACAAAUUCAUGAAGAAGUUACCUAGGGAUGCUGAGGCCUCCAAUGUGCUGGUUGGAGAAGUCGACUUUUUAGAAAACCCUUUUAUUGCCUUUGUGCGGUUGCAGCAAGCAGUCAUGCUUGGGGCUCUGACAGAAGUCCCCGUACCUACUCGGUUCCUGUUCAUUUUGCUGGGCCCAAAAGGCAAAGCAAAAUCCUACCACGAAAUCGGUCGAGCCAUUGCCACGUUGAUGUCGGAUGAGGUAUUUCACGACAUAGCCUACAAAGCCAAAGACAGGCAGGACCUGAUCGCUGGGAUUGAUGAAUUUCUGGACGAGGUAAUUGUGCUUCCUCCUGGGGAGUGGGAUCCUGCCAUAAGGAUAGAGCCCCCCAAGUCUCUUCCAUCUUCUGACAAAAGGAAAAAUCUGUAUGCAGGCGGUGAGAACGUCCAGAUGAAUGGAGAUACCCCUCAUGAGGGAGGAAAUGGAGGAGGAGGUCACGGGGACUGUGAGGAAUUGCAGCGAACUGGCAAAUUUUUUGGGGGUUUAAUCAAAGACAUCAAGAGGAAGGCCCCUUUCUUUGCCAGCGACUUCUACGAUGCCUUCAACAUCCAAGCCCUCUCUGCUAUUCUCUUCAUUUACCUGGCGACGGUAACCAACGCCAUUACUUUUGGAGGCCUGCUGGGAGAUGCGACAGAAAACAUGCAGGGCGUGUUGGAAAGUUUUCUGGGCACAGCCGUUACAGGAGCUGUUUUUUGUCUAUUUGCCGGCCAGCCACUUACUAUUCUGAGCAGCACUGGACCCGUUUUGGUCUUCGAACGACUUUUAUUUAACUUUAGCAAAGACAAUGGCUUUGAUUAUCUGGAGUUCCGCCUCUGGAUUGGCUUGUGGUCGGCCUUCCUGUGUCUCAUCUUGGUGGCCACCGAUGCUAGCUUCUUAGUUCAGUACUUCACCCGCUUCACGGAAGAAGGCUUCUCGUCUCUGAUCAGCUUCAUCUUCAUCUACGAUGCCUUCAAGAAGAUGAUCAAACUCGCCGAUUAUUACCCCAUUAAUUCCCAUUUUAAAGUGAACGAUAUUACGCUGUAUUCCUGUACCUGCGAGCCACCAGAUCCAGUGAAUAGUUCAUUGAUCAAUGAGACGGUUGCGUCGUCUCUGCCUUGGCUCGAUGAAAUGCACAACGAUACAAUUGAAUGGUCAUCCCUGACCAAGAAGAAAUGCUUGCAAUAUGGAGGAGUCCUCCUGGGGAAUAAUUGCAAAUACGUCCCUGACAUCACACUCAUGUCUUGCAUUCUCUUUUUGGGAACCUACACCUGCUCCAUGGCUUUGAAGAAAUUCAAGACCAGUCGUUAUUUCCCAACCAUUGCAAGGAAAUUGAUCAGUGAUUUUGCCAUCGUCAUUUCUAUUCUGAUUUUCUGUGGAAUCGAUGCUCUGGUCGGUGUCGAUACACCAAAACUUCUUGUGCCAAGUGAAUUCAAGCCAACAAACUCAGAUAGAGGCUGGUUUAUCACACCAUUCGGAGGAAACCCAUGGUGGGUAUAUCUGGCCGCAGCUAUUCCUGCUCUCCUGGUUACCAUCCUCAUCUUCAUGGACCAGCAAAUCACAGCUGUUAUUGUCAACCGUAAAGAGCACAAGCUGAAGAAAGGUGCUGGAUAUCACCUGGAUCUAUUCUGGGUGGCUGUGUUGAUGAUCAUCUGUUCCUUCAUGGGCCUGCCCUGGUACGUUGCUGCUACCGUGAUCUCCAUCGCUCACAUUGACAGUUUGAAGAUGGAAACGGAGACCUCGGCGCCUGGCGAACAACCCAAGUUUUUGGGAGUUAGAGAGCAGAGAGUGACUGGAUGUAUCGUAUUCCUUCUGACAGGCGUUUCGGUGUUCAUGGCCCCCAUCUUGAAGUUUAUUCCCAUGCCUGUCCUGUAUGGUGUGUUCCUUUACAUGGGUGUUGCAUCCCUCAACGGAGUGCAGUUCAUGGAUCGCCUGAAGCUGCUCCUGAUGCCUCUCAAGCACCAGCCCGACUUCAUCUACCUGCGACAUGUCCCCCUCCGCCGAGUCCACCUCUUCACCUUCCUUCAGGCCUUGUGCUUGGCUCUCCUUUGGGUCUUGAAGUCUACGGUAGCUGCUAUCAUAUUCCCCGUCAUGAUCCUCGCCCUCGUGGCGGUCAGAAAGGGGAUGGAUUAUCUCUUCUCCCAACAUGACCUCAGUUUCCUUGACGACGUCAUUCCAGAAAAAGACAAGAAGAAGAAAGAAGAUGAAAAGAAGAAGAAGAAGAAGAAGGGCAGCCUAGAUAGUGACAACGAUGACUCCGACUGCCCGUUCACGGAAAACGUGCCCAGUAUUAAAAUCCCGAUGGACAUUAUGGAGCAGCAACCUUUCCUGAAUGAUGGGAAGCCUACUGAGAAAGAAAAAUCAACAUUCCUUGAACGCCAUACAUCCUGCUGAUCAAAUUCCUCACUUCCAUUCCUACAUGCCAAGGCCUCCGCAAAAUCGUGACGGAAGUUGUGCCUCAGAGUAGAAUAGCGCUCAGCCCUGAAGACCAUGCCUACUUACCGGAAUAGCAAGGGAACAGAACACACUUUUGCAACUACUGCAUCUUUGUCCUUUUAUUGCGGGGGGUGGGGGAUCUCCCCCCAAAAACCCUGGCCACUUUAAGACUCGUGGACUUCAA